This is a messenger RNA of Filobasidium floriforme, 1179 nucleotides long. RefSeq names its product putative 40S ribosomal protein S7. Gene Ontology annotation, molecular function: structural constituent of ribosome. NCBI's taxonomy places the organism in Eukaryota, Fungi, Basidiomycota, Tremellomycetes, Filobasidiales, Filobasidiaceae. Gene Ontology annotation, cellular component: 90S preribosome; small-subunit processome; cytosolic small ribosomal subunit. Gene Ontology annotation, biological process: translation; ribosomal small subunit biogenesis; rRNA processing. The transcript has 4 exons. The record is from RefSeq and is a predicted model, not a curated record. Bases 216 to 809 code for a protein of 197 amino acids.
UCGAGAUCGAAUUGGAUGGAAUUGGCAGCACGAACGUCGACAUCAGGAGGCCCCUUUUCCGGUCGGACAGCACACUUUUCAUUUCUUUCGGUAGACGGUAGAGUACUCACAAAAACAGGUCAGUCCACCCGGAAACGCUGUCGAAUCGUCGAGCCCAAACGGACCGAUUCUGAGACCAUCUAUUCGACUCGGGUUUGCAUUCGCGACAGGACAAAAUGGCCUCCUACACUUCCAAGGUUCAACGUACCGCCAACGCCCCCGCCGGCCCCGCCGACGAGAUCGAGAAGACCGUCGCCCAGGCCAUCCUCGACUUGGAGACCAACGUCCCCGAGCUCAAGUCCGAGUUGCAGCAGCUCGCCAUCUCCGCCGCCAAGGAGGUCGACGUCAAGGGAGGAAAGAAGGCCAUCGUCGUCUUUGUCCCCGUGCCCAUGCUCAAGGCUUUCCACAAGGUCCAGCAGAGGCUCACCCGAGAGCUCGAGAAGAAGCUCUCUGACCGAUACGUCGUCUUCGUCGCCCAGCGACGAGUCCUCCCCAAGCCCAAGAAGGGCACCAAGUCUACCCAAAAGCGACCCCGAUCGAGGACCUUGACCGCCGUCCACGAGAAGAUCUUGGAGGACUUGGUCUUCCCCUCGGAGAUUGUCGGAAAGAGGACCCGAGUCGGUGUCGACGGUUCCAAGUUGAUCAGGGCUUUCCUUGACAACAAGGACCAGAACCUCCUCGAGUACAAGCUCGACACCUUCACCUCGGUUUACAAGAACCUCACCGGAAAGGACGUCCACUUCUCCUUCCCCGUAGAGGCCCAGCAGUAAACUUGUCGCUCCCCCACUACACCCCUUCGCUCCUCUCCCCUCCUCUCUCAUGUCCCCUUCGACCUUUUAGACACUUGUAGCUCGUUUUGCCUUUCCGGGUCUUUUGAACCAUGCAUGUUUGAAUGUCAAGGGGUCAAUCAGUGUGUCUAUGGAUGUCUCAAGAUUAGAGUGUAUUGGUCUUGUCGCUGAAAAGAGAAAGGUACGAUGUGGUGUAUUGUCUAUCGUCGUCGCCUACUUCUCUUUCGCCAAGGAAGUGUCGACCUCGGCCGGGCCGGGCCACCUCGGGGGCGAAGAGUGAUCGACGCACGGCUGAGGAGAUGAUUCCGUGCCUGAGAGAGAGAUUCCGGUUCAAACAAGACGGAAAGUUGCG